UUUACUACAACAAACAAAGUAGUCACCUACUUCUUUGUAUCUUUCUUGAAAAAAUUCAUAACCAAAAAGAGAAAAUCAAUGGAUUUUGAAUUUGAAUUUCAUAAGCAUAACCAUAACUACAAUUUGAAUUUCAACACCUCUUCCCUCCCAUUCAACAUAAAUGACUCGAACGAGAUGUUUCUCUAUGACCUUCUUCAGGCGCAAGCUGACACAGGCACCAGCACGAAUAGGGCCCCUAUGGCCGAGCCAAAACCCUCAUCAAAGGCAAAGAGUUAUAGAGGUGUUAGGCGUAGGCCAUGGGGAAAAUUCGCGGCAGAGAUUAGGGAUUCGACUAGGAAUGGUAUUAGGGUAUGGCUAGGGACAUUCGAUAGUGCUGAAGAAGCUGCUUUAGCGUAUGAUCAAGCCGCUUUUUUAAUGAGAGGUACAAGGGCAAUCUUGAAUUUUUCAGUUGAAAGAGUUGUUGAAUCACUUCAUGAAAUGAAAUGUCAUGUUGAAGAAGGUUGUUCACCUGUUGUGGCUCUUAAGAAGAGACACUCUUUGAGGAAGAGGAAAUUGAACAAGAAAAAUUGUAAUGUUAUAAAAGAUGAGACAAAUUAUGUUACAAAUGUAGUAGUGUUUGAAGACUUGGGUGUUGACUAUUUGGAACAACUCUUGAGUUCAAAUGAUCAUAGUAGCACAAGCAAUGACUAUCAAGAGCUGUGGUCAAAUGAAUAAGAUCUUUUCAUCGUAAUCAAAAAAUUCAAGUUCGAGUCGUGAGAAUAAAUAGUCUUAUGGGGCAUGAUGAAUGGAAUGAAUCUCUCAUUAGUGAAAGAUAUAUAGCAUGGGCAAUCUUACCUCCUUCGAACUAGCUUUAAGGAUUGAAUCAGAUCCGAAGUUCAUUUAACACCGCAUGAAUCCAAAUUGAUUAGAGUUCCAAAAUGAUUAAUGUAGAGAAUGAGAAACGAAAAAAAAAUAGUGCUACUAAUGCAACUUUUAGUGUUGUAAAGAUUAUUAGUGAUUUAGCAUGUUAUGGUCAAUAACUUAAAUAUGAUAUUGGUAUUGGAGGCA
Messenger RNA from Capsicum annuum, 1047 nucleotides. Its product is annotated as ethylene-response factor C3. Lineage: Eukaryota; Viridiplantae; Streptophyta; Magnoliopsida; Solanales; Solanaceae. Gene Ontology annotation, molecular function: DNA-binding transcription factor activity; DNA binding. The transcript has a single exon. Gene Ontology annotation, biological process: regulation of DNA-templated transcription; ethylene-activated signaling pathway. Bases 79 to 714 code for a protein of 211 amino acids. The record is from RefSeq and is a predicted model, not a curated record.